UAAGGCAAACACUUGGGUAAAGAUGUUUCAGCUGCUGAUACUCCCAGUGCUCUUCUUGUUUCUCUCCAGGGCUCCAGCAGAAGAGGUGAAGCAAUUUCCCCUAUUCAUCAUGGCUCAAGAAGGGGACACAGUCAAUAUCACCUGCACUACCACUGGAAAAUCAUCUGGACUCUACUUGAAGCGAAGUAUUGUCAUGCUCAUAGAAGUAAUGCAUUUCUCCAAAAAUAACAAAUCCAUCAUAACAAAAAAUUACAAGAACCGUACCAUCAUCUCUGGGUCCCUGAAUGACUUAAUGAUCACAAUAACCAAUAUACAACUAAAUGACACUGAUGUCUAUACCUGCGAAGCCACAACGUCUGAAAACCUCCUGGGAACUGGCACCAUAGUGGUGGUAACAGAAAAAAAAUGGAAAAAAAAGGAUGGAAACCUGAAUUCACAGGUGGAGGUGGUUUUGAUUGUGACAUCUUUCUUCAUUGGGCUGGCCCUGUGGCCACUGUUCAUGAUGACGAAGAAGUGGGUACAGAAUUUAAGAAGGACUCAGAAUCCAUCAAGUACCGUGUAUGAAGACAUGUCCUAUGCCAUUCAACGCAACACUAUAUGCCGGGACAAUCAGUACAACUGACCAGCCUCACUGUGGAGAUCAAACAAGGAUACCCUACAGAAAGACAAGUUCCUCUCUCCCAUUCUGUAAUUUCUCUCUGCCUUGGAAUGAGGAAUUCAACCUUCUACCGGAAAACAGCCACCACAAAUCGUCCUAGGGUAAAGGAGAUUAAGUUGUUUAAUAGAUUUUAAAUUUCACAGGAUUAGAAAUGGAAGAGAUUAGGUUCAGCAUACACCCACCUACUCCCAUUCCAUUUUGUACCACAUACAGCAAUUACCAGAACUGAGAUUUAUACCCCACAUCAUAUAGGUGGAGGAGGGGGUGGAGGUGAGAGACUUUUGGAAGAAGGAAGGUAUACUAAUAAUGUUGCCCCCAAAAAAGUGCAAAAAAAGAAAUGAGGUCAUUGAAUUGUUUUUUAAAACAUACAAAAAGAACAGAAAAGAGUUCAGAAGAAAACAGAUAUUGAGAUUUGAGUAUGGGAAGGAGUCCACACUUAGGCUCCAAAUGUAGGAGAAAGGACCACUUGUCUUAACAUAACUGUUCUCCCCUCAAGGCAACAUUCUUUGUGGUAGCAUUGUGCUAAGCAAUCUACUUCCUCACUGCUCUGUGUCAUAUUGCUAUGAGUCUGGACCCUUUAUGAAUAAGCACUUUGUCAAAAAUAAUAAUAAGAAUAAUAAAAAGAUCUAUAAAGCUGG
This is a messenger RNA of Vombatus ursinus (common wombat), 1296 nucleotides long. It is a transcript of the gene CD7, whose product is annotated as CD7 molecule. NCBI's taxonomy places the organism in Eukaryota, Metazoa, Chordata, Mammalia, Diprotodontia, Vombatidae. Gene Ontology annotation, cellular component: membrane. The record is from RefSeq and is a predicted model, not a curated record. The coding region runs from base 23 to 622 and encodes 199 amino acids. Gene Ontology annotation, biological process: adaptive immune response. Gene Ontology annotation, molecular function: signaling receptor activity. The transcript is spliced from 4 exons.